UUGCAAAAUUAUUAAUAUAUUAUAUCAAUAUAAAAUGUCUUUAAUAUUGGAAGAUAAAACAGAAAAUGAAGUUAUGUCCAGUGAAACAGAAUUUGAACAGGACUAUUCUUAUACUUCAAAUGAAAAAUAUUUCUCUUCUAGUGACUCAACGAUAACAAGAGAAUCUUGCAUUUUUAAACCAUUUAAAUGUUCCUGUUAUGAACAUCUGCAAUCAAGAAAACUCACGUGCAAUAAAGUAUUAGCACUCAUUUGGGCACUAACCAGUGUUUUAAAGUACCGUCCAGUAGAUCCAAUAUAUUAUAUAUCGUAUCAACUAUUACAUUGGAGAUAUAAUAAUGUUCCAAAAAAAUAUAUAAAAGAUGUUGUAGAUUAUAUGAAUUCGCAAUCAUAA
Messenger RNA from Vespa mandarinia (Asian giant hornet), 391 nucleotides. RefSeq lists its product as uncharacterized. The record is from RefSeq and is a predicted model, not a curated record. Lineage: Eukaryota; Metazoa; Arthropoda; Insecta; Hymenoptera; Vespidae.